This is a messenger RNA of Polyodon spathula (Mississippi paddlefish), 3279 nucleotides long. RefSeq names its product voltage-dependent L-type calcium channel subunit beta-2-like. The transcript has 15 exons. Gene Ontology annotation, cellular component: voltage-gated calcium channel complex. The record is from RefSeq and is a predicted model, not a curated record. NCBI's taxonomy places the organism in Eukaryota, Metazoa, Chordata, Actinopteri, Acipenseriformes, Polyodontidae. Gene Ontology annotation, molecular function: protein binding; high voltage-gated calcium channel activity. Gene Ontology annotation, biological process: regulation of voltage-gated calcium channel activity; neuromuscular junction development; chemical synaptic transmission. Bases 424 to 2379 code for a protein of 651 amino acids.
AGCUUUGAACCUGCAGAUAUCACUCAAGAAAUAAGCGCAUGGGAUUCGGAGAGAUCCUCUGAGAAACAUGCUGACGAUGCGCAGCUGAACGUGCACAGACCAGCAAAACCAGACAUUUACACAGUUCAUACAGUACAGCAGUUCCAGGAGCUAGAGAUCCCGAAUCAAGAGCCUGGUUACACACACAGGAUGUGAGCAGGGACAGGUUCAGUUUGCAUCACAAUGCAAAGAGCCGUGUUCCUGUGGAGUGCACAGUGAGGAAUGAGAAGGAGCAGAGUAGAGAAGCGAGGAGUUUGCUGCAGAGCAUGCAUCGGAAGGCAGGAGCGGCAGUGGCAGUGAUUAUGCAGAGCUCAGUGUGCACAUGUUUAGUGAGGAUCAGUGCCGGGUGCAGCGGCUGCGGACAGUAACGGAGCUGUCUGGCUAAUGAAGGCCACCUGGAUCAGGCUUCUGAAACGAGCCAAAGGAGGACGAUUGAAGAAUUCUGACAUCUGUGGUUCGGCGGACUCCUACACCAGCCGUCCAUCUGAUUCUGAUGUUUCUCUUGAGGAAGACAGGGACGCUGUACGGAGAGAAGCACAGCGGCAAGCCCAGGCACAGCUGGAAAAAGCAAAGGCUAAGCAUGUUGCGUUUGCUGUUCGGACCAACGUCAACUACAGCGCAGCCCGUGACGAUGAGGUCCCUGUCCCCAGCAUGGCUGUCUCUUUUGAAGCAAAGGAUUUCCUUCACGUCAAAGAGAAAUUUAAUAAUGACUGGUGGAUAGGACGGUUGGUUAAAGAGGGUUGUGAAAUAGGCUUCAUCCCAAGCCCGGUGAAACUGGAGAACAUGCGAAUACAGCACGAGCAGCGGGCGAAAGGGAAAUUCUACUCAAGUAAAUCAGGAGGAAACUCAUCUACCAGUUUAGGUGACGUGGUAGCUAGUUCCAGAAAAUCUACUCCUCCAGCAUCUGCAAGGAUUUCAUCAGAUCUUACUCCCAAGUUUAAAUUUGUCUUGAGGCCCUGGCUGGAGAUUAACUAUACUGAUAUAGAUGCCACUGGCUUAGAUGCGGAAGACAUUGAGAGCCCAGCCAACCACCGCUCCCCUAAAACCAGUCCAAACAAUGUAACGUCCCCCCUUUCCAAAGAGAAAAGAAUGCCCUUCUUUAAGAAGGUAAAGACAGAACACAUCCCUCCGUACGAUGUAGUGCCUUCUAUGCGACCUGUAGUUUUAGUGGGGCCUUCUUUGAAAGGAUAUGAGGUGACGGACAUGAUGCAGAAAGCACUGUUUGACUUUUUAAAACACAGAUUCGAAGGACGAAUAUCAAUCACACGGGUCACAGCAGACAUCUCACUUGCCAAACGCUCAGUAUUAAACAAUCCCAGUAAACAUGCAAUAAUCGAGCGCUCCAACACAAGGUCCAGUUUAGAUGCUUUGGCUGAAGUACAAAGCGAAAUUGAACGGAUUUUUGAACUAGCAAGAACCCUGCAGCUGGUAGUGCUGGACGCUGACACUAUCAACCAUCCAGCUCAGCUGGGAAAAACUUCACUUGCGCCAAUCAUUGUUUAUGUAAAGAUUUCAUCUCCAAAGGUUUUACAGAGGUUAAUAAAAUCCCGAGGGAAAUCACAGGCAAAGCACUUGAAUGUCCAGAUGGUAGCAGCUGACAAACUGACCCAGUGUCCUCAAGACAUGUUUGAUGUCAUUCUGGACGAGAAUCAGCUGGAAGAUGCCUGUGAACACAUGGCUGACUAUUUGGAAGCCUACUGGAAGUCAACGCAUCCCCCAAGCAGCAACCCUCCGAACCCUCUCCUGAGCUCCACACUGGCCACAGCAGCCCUGCCAGCCAGCCCUGUGCCCGUCUCCAACCUCCAGGGAUCCCAAGGAGAACAGAAAAGCGUGAAGUCGGCGCCUGAACGGACCGGUUCCCGAGAACAGGAGGAGGAGGAGCCCCGAACUGAGCCUACGAAGAAAUCACAGCAUCGCUCCUCCUCCUCGGCCACCGCACAGCACCAUACCCACCAUCGGCACCACCGGAGCGGAGGCGGGGCGGGCAGCCGGGGCCUUGCCUACCAGGAGACCUUUGACUCGGAGACUCAGGACAGCAGGGACUCAGCCUACGUGGAGCCCAAGGAGGAGUUCACAGAGGAGCAGGACGAGCAUUACGAUUCCCACAGGGAACACAAUCACAAGGACGAGUCUCACAGGGGCGGCGGGGGUGAACACAGGCACCGAGAGUCACGGCACCGGUCAAAGGAACGUGACCGGGAACAAGAUCACAACGAGCGCAACAAACAGCGCAGCCGGCACAAAUCCAGAGACUGCUUCAACGAAAGGGACGGUGAAGUCGUAUCCAAAAAACGGAAUGACGUCGCUGAAUGGAACCAGGAUGUGUACAUUCAACAGUAACUUUUGCUGACUUGGCUACAGCCCUCCACCCACCACUGCUCCCCACCAUCGCACCCUUGACUCCCAAACCUACCCUUUCUUUGUGUUCCUUUUAAAUUGACAAAGAGUAAAAGAGUUUUGUGUAACAUUCGUACCUCCAAUUGACCCUACUUUCUAGUCUACAUGGCAAACCUUGUUAAUGUGAGACUACUUUGUACAGCUGUUGCUAAUACAGCAGCUGUGUUAUAGAAAGAAAUAAAAGAUAUAUACAUAUUUUUCAUUUGUGCUCUAUUUAAAUGAGCAUGGUACAAUUGCAGACACUCCAGUGUUGUGCUGUGCUUCUUGAGGGAAUUGUUUGGUACCUGCCACUUGAACAAUAUAUAUUACAAUCAAACUAUAUACAUGAGGCUGAAAUUUCCUUUGUUUUCAGCAAGCUGGGAUUAGCAUUGUAAUCCUUUCUUUUAUGGUUUACAUAUUUUGCAUGCUAAUAAUUGAAAGGUUAUUAAUUAUACGUACUUCUUUUGGGACUUAACUUGGUCUUGCCUUACAAGACAAAGGAAUAGUAACACAAUGUUCUGAUGCUGUCUUAAAAAGAAGUAUCAUACUGUUUGUAUUUAGACACUUUAUACCAAGUUGGACUUGCCCAAAGUGAUUUUAGUGCUUUUAAAUUGACAAAGUAUAAUUAACCUCUCUCAUGGAUUUGCAGUGGUAAACAUGGUUAAGUAUGUAUUGGUAUGUUUUCUAUUUUAAUUGCAUAAUUAAAAUAGAUUUGAACACAUAGAAUCAGCGAGUGUGAAUUCAGUUUUAAUUCUUAUAGAGCCCCCUUUAAUUUAAGCAGAUUAUCAAUUCUAAUAAGUCAAACCAUUUGUGGCAGAGCACAGCUCUGCUCUUUAGAAAUUGGCAGGGAUGGGGUUAAAUUCC